Molecule: messenger RNA, 3243 nt
Organism: Dictyostelium purpureum
Lineage: Eukaryota; Evosea; Eumycetozoa; Dictyosteliales; Dictyosteliaceae
Exons: 3
Coding region: 1-3243 (1080 amino acids)
Biological process (GO): protein import into nucleus
Cellular component (GO): nuclear envelope; cytosol
Molecular function (GO): small GTPase binding
Source: RefSeq, a predicted model, not a curated record
AUGGAUCAAUUAAUUGCCCAAUCAAUUCAAUUAUUCCAUCAUACCCUUCACUCUGAUGCUAAUGUCAUCAAAGCUGCUGAAGAACAACUUUCACAAAUUAAAGUUACAGAAGGUUAUUCAAAAGUUUUAUUAAAAAUUUUAGCAUCAAAUGAAGUCGAUAUUUCAAUUAGACAAAGUGUUGCUGUAUUUUUAAAGAAUAUGAUUAUUAGAAGAUGGAGAGGUGUCGAAGAUGAAUCACCAAUUUCAGAAUCAGAUGCCGAAUUUAUUAGAGAAAAUCUUAUUGAUUUAUUAGUUCAUUCACAUCAUUUAGUUCAAAAUCAAAUCGAAGUUAUGAUUGAAAUUAUUGCCAACCGUGAUUUCCCAGAAAAAUGGACUUCAUUACUUCCAAAAGCUCUUCAAUACAUCAAUACUCAAGAUAUUAAAUUAAUUUUAGCUGGUUUAACUUCAUUACAAUUAGGUAUUAAAAGAUAUCAAUAUAUUCCAUCAGAUGACAAGAGAAGAGAAUCAUUAUAUGAAAUUAUUAAACAAAUUGGACCAUUAUUAUUACAAAUUUUAGAAUUUUUAGCAAAUCAUCAAACUGUUGAAUCAGCAAUUAUGCAAAAGAAAAUUAUUAAAAUCUAUUCCUAUUGUAUGAAAUUUAAGAUUCCAGAAUUAUUAGUUCAACCAGAAGUAUUAAAAGGAUGGUUAAAUCAAUUUGUUAGAAUUAUUCAAAGAGAUAUUUCAGUACAAGAAAAUUCAAAAUUCAUUGAAGAUUGUAGAAAGAAUCACUGGUGGAGAUUAAAGAAAUCAACAUCAACACUUUUAUGCACAAUUUUAAGAAAAUCUGGUAAAAUCAGAAAGUCAGAUCCAGAAACUCAAAAGCAAUUAUCUGCAUUAUUCAUGCCAGCUUAUUCAAUUGAAAUUAUGAAGAUUUUCUACGAACAAUUAAGUGGUUUAGUUGCUAAAAACAAUGGUGUAUUCUAUGAACGUUAUCAAAAGAAACUUAUUGAAUACUUUACAACUAGUGUCAUCUAUGGUACUACCUAUGUCGUUAUGAAAACUUUCCUCAACGAUCUCAUCCAAAAAAUAUUAUUCCCAAUUCUUUGCUUUAAUGAAAAAGAUGCCGAACUCUGGGAAGAUGACCCACAAGAAUUCCUUCGUUCACAAUUCGAAUCUGCUGCCACAUUUGCAACUCCACGUAUUGAAGCUUUAAAUUUCAUUAUCGAUGUUGUUGGUAAACGUGGUAGAGCCAAUUUAGAUUCAAUUAUGGGUUUCUGUAUUCAAAAGUUAAACGUAUACAACAGCGCUGCUGAUGCAUCACAAAAGAAUCCAAAUGAAAAAGAUGGUAUUUUAAUUAUUAUUGCUGUUCUUUCAACUUAUUUAAAGAAUAUUAAAUUCUAUAGAUCAAAUUUAGAACAAAUGCUUUUACUUCAUGUUUUUCCAGAGCUUACAUCAGAACAUGGUUUCCUUCGUGCUCGUGCCUGUAUUCUCUUUAGCGAAUUUUACAAUAUCGAGUUCUCAAAUCCAGUUUAUUUCUCAAACGCUUUGAAAUUAAUUUUACAAUUAAUGUCAGAUAAAGAUUUACCAGUUCGUAUUAAAGCCGGUAUGUCAAUUUGUAAUUUAGUUCGUGCCCAUCAAGGUCUUAAUGAAAUUCGUCCAAUUCUUCCACAAUUAUUAGAUAAAAUUUUCAGUCUUUUAGGUGAAGCCGAAUCUGAAGAAUUAGUAGUUUCAAUCGAAUCAAUCAUUCAACGUUUCAAACACGAAAUUGCUCCAUAUGCUACAAAUCUUAUCAGAAACCUUUCUGAACAAUUCCUUCGUCUCUUAGAGUUAGAAAAAGAUCCAGAAAAUGAAAGUGUUGCCAGCCAAGAAUGUUUAAUGGUUUAUUGCACUCUCUUAAGAGCACUCAAAGAUGUACCAGAUGUAUUUAACCAAAUGGAAAACUACAUUGUACCAAUUCUUCAAACCCUCUUCAAAGAAGAUUGUAUUAUGUACUUAGAAGAAGCUCUUCGUAUCCUCACCUUCUUAACCUAUUAUCCAAAAAGUAUUUCACCAUUAGUUUGGAGUUUAUACCCACAAAUUAUGGGACUCUUUGAAGAGUUUGCUUGUGACUUUAUUUCAUCAUACGUCAAUCCAAUCGAUAACUUUAUCUCAUAUGGUACCGAAGUUUUCUUUUCAACUCCACAAUACAUUGAAGCUAUUUUCAAUAUGUACAAAAAGAUGGUUGGUGAUAUUCGUCAUUCACCAGUUGAUGCCUCUGAUGCCUGUAAAAUUAUGGAAUCAGUUGUUCAACGUGGUAAAGGUCGUAUUGAUAAUGCUAUUGCUCCAAUUAUGGAAAUUGCAUGCACUCGUCUUUUAAAUAAAGAAAAAGAUAAUCAAAUGUCCAAGGAAUUUAUGGUUUAUCUCAUUGAAAUCAUUGCCAACUGUAUCUAUUAUAAUCCAUCCAUUGCAAUUAAAUAUCUCGAAUCAAAUAAUUUAGUAGAACCAAUCUUUUCAAAAUGGUUCAGUAACAUCAGUAAAUUCCAAAGAUUCUACGAUAAGAAGAUUUCAGUUUUAGCUUUUUCAGCUUUAUUAUCAUUAAAUCCAGCACCAAACUUUGUUAUCCAUGGUACAACCACCAUUAUCACCAUGAUGUUAAACUUCACUGUUGAUAUGUUAAAGAUCGAAGAAGAUCUCGACAAAAAGAAUGCUGAAUACGAAGCUGAACUUUUAAAGGGCAACAUCACAGAAGAAGAAGAAGAAGAAGACGAACUUGAUGAAGAUCUUGACGACUUAUUAAAGAACCACGACAGAGAAUUCGAAUUUGCCGAAGUCAAAGACACUGACGAUUGUGAAGGUGAUGACGAUCACGAAAUCUUUUUAGAUGACCUCGAUAAGGUUACUGAAUACUACAGAAGCGGCGCUGGUGAUUUAAAUAUCGAAGACGGUGAAGAUGACUUUGAAUUCGAAGGCGAACUUCAACAUGAUGAAAACGAAGACGAUGAAGACGAACAACUCUUUGAAGACGAAGAUACCCCAGAUUUCGAAACACCAAUUGAUGAUGUCGAUGGAUUCGAAUAUAUGUUAGGUUCAAUUCAAUUCUUUUUCCAAGCCAAUCCAGCUUGUGGUUCAAAAUUAACUGAAGACCAACAAAAGAAGAUUCAAGAAUAUAUUCGUAUUAUGCCAGAAAGAAAAGAAAAAUUACGUAUUGAAAAAGAAAAAGAAGAUAAAAGACAAGCCGAAUAUGAAAGAAAACAAAAAGAAAAAGUCCAAAACUUGGUUCAAUAA